AUGUUUCACAAAACUGCAUUAUCCAGACUCAGCAAGAGGUUACUCUCUUUCAAGACGUACCCAACCCCAAAUCAGAAUGCAUUGAAGUUUGUUUCCCCUGAAUGUGCAAUUUCCCCCUUAGAAAAUAAGACAUUUGAGUUCGGCUCAUCCCUCCAAGCCGUCCAUUCUCCAUUGGCUUUGAAACUUUUCAAGAUCGCCGGCAUCAAAUCUGUUAUGAUUGGCCAUGAUUUCCUCACUGUUAACAAGCAAGAUCACAUUAACUGGGCCAACUUGCGUCCCGAGGUGACCGAAUUGUUGGACGAGUUCCUCACAGCCAAUGAAGAACCUACCAUAACAAAGGAACUUUUGGAGUCCGAAGAAGAUUCACUCGCCGCGAAUGAAAACGAUACUGAGAUCGUUGCCAUGAUCAAGGAAUUGAUUGAGACCAGAAUUAGACCCGCCAUCCAAGAUGACGGCGGAGAUAUCGAAUACAAGGCAUUCGACGAGGAAACUGGAACCGUUUUCUUGAAGCUUCAAGGAGCUUGCAAAUCAUGCUCCGCUUCGGAAGAUACGCUCAAGGGUGGUAUUGAGGCCAUGUUGAUGCACUACAUUGAAGAAGUAAGAGAAGUUGUCCAGAUCCUCGACCCUGAGGAGGAAAUCGCAAACAAGGAGUUCGAAAGACUAGAACAAAAGCUCAAGGACAGAAAAGACACUUCUCCUCCCCCACCACCUCCAUCCUUGUGA
Molecule: messenger RNA, 723 nt
Organism: Candidozyma duobushaemuli
Lineage: Eukaryota; Fungi; Ascomycota; Pichiomycetes; Serinales; Metschnikowiaceae
Exons: 1
Coding region: 1-723 (240 amino acids)
Biological process (GO): iron-sulfur cluster assembly
Cellular component (GO): mitochondrion
Molecular function (GO): iron ion binding; iron-sulfur cluster binding
Source: RefSeq, a predicted model, not a curated record